Molecule: messenger RNA, 1069 nt
Organism: Dendronephthya gigantea
Lineage: Eukaryota; Metazoa; Cnidaria; Anthozoa; Malacalcyonacea; Nephtheidae
Product: monoacylglycerol lipase abhd6-A-like
Exons: 5
Coding region: 83-1069 (328 amino acids)
Source: RefSeq, a predicted model, not a curated record
UGGAGACAUUCACAUUCAGAACAAAACGAUGCAAGUAUUUUAAGAAAAUUUAACAUCAAAUUUAUUUAUAAUUUCAAGCAAAAUGCUGGGUGAUAAUACAGGAGUGUCAUUUCUACUGCUUCUUGUAUCAAAACUUGCUCUAAUAUUAUUAUCUUUGGCUUAUAUAUACUAUUUUCAAACUGUCUGGAUAAUUCGUAUGUGGACAAGGUACCGAGUAUGGCGUGCCUGUCUGAAAAAACACCGUCUGAAAAUCACAGAUGAUCUUGAAAUCUCAUAUUUAGAGAGAAAAGCUGCUGCAGAUGCUAAUGUUUUGUUGUUUGUUCAUGGUUUUACUGGAGAUAAGGAGAUAUACUCAGACUUGAUUCGUUUUUUGCCAACAAAAUUUCACAUAAUCGCAAUUGACUUGCCUGGCCAUGGAGAAUCAAAGCCAAAUGAUGCACAGUCUGAUUAUAAACCUUCCACAAUGGUUGAUUAUUUACAUAAGUUUGUUAAGGCCUAUGGUUUUGGUGAAAGAAAGUUAAACUUGAUUGGUUCGUCUAUGGGUGGCUCCAUUGUUGGUAUGUAUGCUGCAAAGUAUGGUGAUGAGUCACUAGCAUCAGCAGUAUUGCUUUGCCCAUCUGGCAUCCAUUCUCCUGAAGUCACCGAAUUCCUGUUGAAAAGCCGUGAUGACUUACAGAAGAAUGUAUUAUUACCAAAAACUCCAGAGGAUUUUGAUGAAAUGAUAAAGUUGGUUAUGCAUCAUAAAAUAAACAUACCAUCUCAUAUUGCAAUGGCUUUUGUCUCAAUUAAGAAAUUGAAAGCAGAUAUUUACAAAAAAGUUUUAAGUGAUAUGAGAACAAAUGGCGAAUAUUUGAUGUUGGAUAAAGUUCUUGAAGAAAUUCAGAAUCCAGUUUUGUGUGUUUGGGGUGAACAUGACAAAAUCUUACAUGUUUCUGGAAGUGAUGUUAUCAAACAGCGUGUCAAAAAUGCCGAGGUUCAUGUUUUAGACAAAUGUGGACACGCCAUUACACUUGACAGACCAAGGAAGCUUGUUAAGAUUAUAACACAGUUUUUAAAUAAAAUUGCAUAA